Molecule: messenger RNA, 1572 nt
Organism: Coffea arabica (coffee)
Lineage: Eukaryota; Viridiplantae; Streptophyta; Magnoliopsida; Gentianales; Rubiaceae
Molecular function (GO): zinc ion binding
Source: RefSeq, a predicted model, not a curated record
AUGAAAGAGUCAGAUAAUUCAUCACAUGAUGGGCUGCACAGCAAUGAGAGUUCUGGAGAUGAAGGAGGGAGUAAGGAUAUGGACAAGAAGAAGUUUAGGGUAUUCAAUCCUACAACAGAGAUGGAUGACCCAAAGUUUGAACUUGGGUUGUUAUUCAAGUGUAAAAUUGACUUUAUCAAUGUUGCAAAAUCACAUGGAGUGAAGUAUGGAAGGAAAAUCAGGUUUAAGAAAAAUGAUUCAAACAGAUGCAAAGCCAUAUGCAGAAGCAAGAGAUGCAUGUGGAACAUAUAUUGCUCAGUUAGGAGUGAUAAAGUGACAUUCCAAAUAAAAAACAUGCUGCUGACUCACACUUGUGGUAGGACAACCUAUCACGGCCUGGCAAGUGUGACAUAUUUGGCCAACAAGUAUUUGGUGGACAUUAGAUUGAACCCAAAUUUUAAUGUAGGUGAUUUUAUGAUAAAGGUCCACAAGGACUUGGGAGUUAGUAUCGCACCUAAUGUGGGGUAUAAGUACAGUAAACUUUGGAGCUACUGUGAAGAACUUCAAAAGGCAAAUCCUAACUCUAAUGUGUUCAUGAAUACAACUGAGAAUAAUGAGGGUGAUGAUGAGUUUCAGAGAUUCCAUGUGUGCCUAAAUGGUUGUAAAAGAGGGUUUCUGCAGGGUUGUAGAUAUGUUGUAGGUCUUGAUGGAUGUCACUUAAAAGGCUGUCAUAAGGGAGUUCUUCUCACAGCCGUUGGUAUUGAUCCAAAUGAUCAUCUAUUUUUGAUAGUGUAUGCCAUAGUUGAGACUGAAAAUAAGAACUCUUGGAAAUGGUUUGGAGAAGAGCUAAAAGGUGACCUUGAAAUUAUUGAUGAAAGCAUUUGGGCAUUUAUAACCGACAAGCAAAAGGGGCUAGUUCAAGCUAUUCAAGACGUACUGUCAGGGGUUGAGCAUCGCAUGUGUUUGCGGCACAUGUAUAAUAAUUUCAAAAAACAACAUCUAGGCUUAGCUCUCAAGGAAAGGAUAUGGGUUGUCGCACGAGCUUCUUAUAGGGAUAGAUUUGCUGGAUUGGAGUCACUAAAAGAGUUUGAUGAAGGUGCUUACAAUUGGCAGAAACCAAUUCUUAACAUGUUGGAGACCAUUAGAUUUUACUUAAUGGUUAGAAUGGAAAAAAAGAGGGAAUGGAUAAGGAAAUACACUGGGGAGAUAUGUCCUAAAAUUCUGAAAAAGUUGGAGAAAAAUAAGCUUGUUGCAAAUGACUGCAUUCCUAGCCAUUCCAAGGACUGGAAAUUUGAAGUUAGGUGCAUGUAUGGUGAUAGGUAUACUGUGGACCUUAUUAGUAGAUGUUGUAGUUGUAGAAAGUGGGACCUUAAUGGCAUUCCUUGUGCACAUGCCAUUGUUGCAAUUUGUGACACUGGAGAGGAAUCCGAAAAGUUUGUACAUGAUUGCUACUCCAAAGAAGCUUACAUGAGGGCAUAUGAACCCAUGAUAAACCCAAUGAAUGCUGAGCAAAUGUGGAAAAAUUCUGACAUGCUGCCCGUGCUACCCCCUGAGAACAUAAAACUUCCUGGUAGACCACGAAAGGCUAGAUGA